Molecule: messenger RNA, 3351 nt
Organism: Phytomonas sp. Hart1
Lineage: Eukaryota; Euglenozoa; Kinetoplastea; Trypanosomatida; Trypanosomatidae
Source: the annotation of a GenBank genome assembly
AUGCGCUUAAAGAGCAAUAACGUAUGCUGCGCUUUUGCGUGGUCGCCGGCGAAGCUGGAGACACAUGCCAUGAUCGCCACCGCGUCGUAUAUCGGCUCGAUGAACGACGAUUUCGACAAUGAAGCCUAUCUUGAGAUCCGUCUUGUGGACGUCACCCAGACCGACGAGACCGAAAUGCCCGUGAUCGGCUCUGUGGCCCUCUCCGGUAUGGCCUACAAGCUCGACUGGUCCCCGCACACCGGCGAGCAGGGCAUCAUCGCCGUGAGCUGCAGCAAUAACAAGGUUUAUAUCUACUCCGCCGCCGCGAUUUUGCGCUCCGGGGCGAAGCGGAAUGAACCACAAUUGCAGGGCCAAUCCCGAGCCCCCUCGCCAGGGUUGCUGUGGACCAUCCACGAGCACCACAGCCCGGUCCGCUGCUGCCAGUUCAACAUGUCUGAGCCGCAGUUUUUGGCAACCGGGGAUGACAGCGGGCAAUGGUUGUUGUGGUGCUGCCCGGACGCGGCCUCCGGGGCAGGUGGGGGCCUCACUGCCCCGAAGAAUGUGCAAGUGAUCAAAAAUGCCGCGCACAGCACGUCCGUGGUGGAUAUCCAAUGGCAUCCGAGGUAUGCCCACAUCAUCGCUACCGCCUCCGCGAGCGGGCAGGUCAAUGUGUGGAACCUGAAGAAUGUUUCGCUUGUGACCUCGUUGAAUGUGUCAAAGGUCUCGCGCGGGGCGGGGGUGACUUGCAUCGCGUGGAAUCCGACCGCGGCCACGCAGCUCGCCGUCGGCCUUGACGAGAACCACCCUGUGGUGCAGAUGUGGGAACUGAAGAGGUCCGUGGCGCCAAUUCACGAGAUGGUGGGCCACACCAGCAAAAUCUCAGGGAUUUCGUGGAAUGCGCAAGACACAUCGAUGCUCACCUCCUGCGGCUGUGAUGGGCUGACGAUAUGGUGGGAUACAGGGAGUGGGCAGAAACUCGGACAGCUCACACCGGAGACUAAUUACAUGAUCGACGUGAAGUGGUGUCCGGUGCUGCCCCAGGUGCUCGCGACCUCCUCUUUUGAACCCCUUCUUUGCGUCUCCACGGCGCAGGAUAUGUCGGCCUUUAAGGGGCCUGCCGACGGCUCGGUGGCCGUCCCGCCGAAGUGGAUGCUGCGUCCCUGUGGGGCCUCGAUCAAUCUUGCCCUGGAUGUGGUAUCCCUCGCCCCGCGGACGACAAACUCGCUGUGCGUGACGCACGUGCGAAACCGCUCAUUUGCCGCCUCCACCAACCAAAAAGAGAAACAGGAGCUCGCGCAGUGCCCUCCAGGCAGCCCUGAGCGGGUAAAGUGGCUUCAACAGCACCACCACCACCUCCUCGCUGCCGUCUCGAAGUCCAUCACAGAUCGACAACCCAUCCUUGAAUAUCUCAGCCAGGCCGCGAAGAAGGACAACAACUUAAAGCGAAACCCUAAUUCACACGACGAGGACGACCCAUUCGCGCAAAUCACGCAGGAAAAUCAGAAGAGCUACGAGGAUCGCGCCUCUGAGCAUGUGGCGAUGGGUCAAAUAGAAGAAGCGGUCGAUGUCUGUAUAGAAAAUGGCCACUACGCGGACGCCUUCACCCUUGCCUUUUUGCGUGGAGGUAGCCUCAUCGCGAAAGUUCACCAGAGUUACGUCAAGUACACUAUAGCGCAACAGACGGCGCGGCGACACGUCCUUCUGGCCGGCGCCGUCGCUUCAGGCGAUUUCAGUUCCCUGCUGAGCGGCAACAUCGAGAUGUCAUGGCAGGAAGCACUAUCCACUAUUAUUGCCUACAUUGGUGAGGGUUUCGCCGACGCCUGCAACCGCCUCGGGGAUGUGUUAAAGAAAAAUACAAACUACGAGGGUGCCUAUGCGUGCUAUGUGUGCGGCCGCAACGUUGAUGCGAUCAUCGAGCUAUGGCGGCUUCAGGGCAUACCGCCAUCCCAAGUCGUUCAAAAUACAAUUCUGCUUGAGGAAACGACGCAACGCGGUGCACUCUCUCCGUACUUUGCAGAGUGUCUCUUCCACCGCGGUGUGGCGUUAAUAAAGGACGGGCAGGUCAACGAAGCCGCCGAGUACCUGCAGCGGGCGACAAACAUUGGGAACGAAAACGCCGCUCUCCUUGUGGACCGUCUGAAGUAUCUGAUUCCUCUGCAGCAAUCCGACAAGAGUGUACCGUACCAUUUAGAACCCAUUCCCGAUCAGCCCACCGAGGCGUGUCGGCAGUACUUCGCCUCUUUACAGGGGAACAGCCUGGCAGCUUCUCAGCAACAACAGCAACAGCAGUCCCAAAGGCCUGUCAACACUCCUGGGCCUAGGCCCCAGGCCUUUGAGCCCCCUUCUCAGCAACAGCGGCCUCAGUUGCCAAUGGCGGCUGCAACAGUACCUGGGCCGCAGUACACAGGACAAUGGACGAACCCCAACCCGUCGGCCCCUCCCCCUCCUCCGUUACAACCACCGCAACAGGUUCAACAGCACCAACAGCAUCAUCAGCAUCAGCAACAGCAUCAUCAGCAACUGCAACAAGAACAACAGCCAUUGUCCCAGGCCCCGAUCCCCGGGGCUUGGCCUGCCGCGGCACCGUCCUCUGUGCCACAAACCACGUCGCCCUUCCUGCCCCCCCCGCAGCCGCACGGCGCGCCCCAGCCGACGAGUAACGCCUACCCCCCCUUGCGGCACCUCAAUAGCAGUGGCUCUGGUCUCGUAAUGAGCGUCGCUGAGCCCUCCCCAGGGUUUCCGCUCGGUCGGGGGGGGCCCUCGGCCGCACCACCGGGCAUGCCGCCCCCACUUCCCCCUCAGGGGAUGCCUUACAACGCGGGUAAGCCCCAUACAGCUAUGAUGGCCGCACCCUCUUCGCAAGCAUCAUCUCACACGAUGCCACCGGCAGGUGGCUCGAGUACUUUCCUCAACACCAGGCCUCAAGCACCUUUUAUCCAGGCCACCUCAUCCGGGGAACGAGUAUCUGCUCCACCACCGGGUCCAGGUUCACUCCCGCCCUACCCACAGCAGCAUUCAAGACCCUCUGCAUCCCUGCCUCUGCCUACCACAACAAUCACAAAUGCUUCUGCUGGAUCGAUUUUGGAGAUAAAUGUCGGUGUACUUAUGAAUCCUACACAUCAAAAACUUGUUGGACACCUGCAGAAGCAGAUUCCCCAUAUCGCGGACCCACGGCGGCGCGCUUCUAUUGACCACGCGGCUAUGCAAUUAUUCAGUCAACUCCAGGCAAACUUACUUUCUGAUGACUUGGUACAAAAGCUGUUAAAUUACGUUGAGUUGGCGGGCACACACAAAGCAUCUAUCCUUUGGCGUGAAAUAUCAGACUCCUACUUUAAACUCAUUCAACCCUUUUUUAACCUACGCUUUUUGUAG